ACAUUAUAGUACGUAUACAUUCAAUUGUUAUGUACAAAUUGAAUUUAGUAAAAAAAAGUGUCGUUAAGUGAUCAGUUGAUUAAAAAGUAUUCACAAUGCAAAAAAAUUGGCUAAACGAUGUGCUGUCUAAUUUGUGUACAAAUUGUGUUAAUGAUUUUGGAGAAGAAUCUGUGUAUCAAGAAUUUGAACCUGACGAAUUCAAUGAUAGUAAAUGAUCUCAUCUGGACGGGUACAACUCAAAUCAAUUUUAUGGGAAAAUUAUCUACAAAGAUAAACACGGAAAUAUUCGUAAAUCAAAACCAGUCGUAGUCAAACGCGCACUGAAAUUACCACGUAUGAAAAUUUCUCUUUCAUUUUCUUUUAUAAACGAAAUGAAUUUCUAUACAAAAAUUGCGCCAGCAUUGAGCACUCUUGACGUAACAUUCUUGUCAAUGUUUCCUAAAUUUUAUCAUGGUGAGGUGACAUUCAAUGCUGACGGGGACCAGUCGACAAUAAUUAUGGAGAAUUUGAAAGCCAGAGGUUACAGAAUGUCGGAGAAGAAAGCAUUCCUCAGUUAUCAACAUUUAAAUUUAAUGAUGCGUAAACUGGGACAAUUUCACGCUUAUUCUUACAAAGCUAAAAAAUCUAUCCCUAAUUUAUUUUAUCCAUUGGCUUACAAUUUAUUGGAAACUCAUCCAGACAUCACUAAGGAAUCAUUUGAUAUAUUAUUAAUUAGCGGAGAACGCGGAUUAGAUGACUUAAGGAGAGAUCCCAAAUACGUGAAAUAUGCUUCAAGAAUUCACACAAUGUUGGAGAACUCGAACGAUAUAUUUGAAAGAAUUCUCACAUGUGAUCAAACUAAUUCAACAUCGACUAUAGUUCAUGGUGAUUAUUUAAGAAAUAAUGUGAUGUUCAAAUACGAAAAUAAUAUCCCCAAUGAUUUAAUAAUGAUUGACAUGGCAACAUUACGGUAUGGUUCACCUGUUCUCGAUCUGGCCUCAGUUUUGUACAUAAAUGCUGAUCAGGAUACCAGAGAUAAGCACUGGGAUGCUUUAAUAGACGCGUAUUAUGCCGCAUUAAAGGAUACUUUUGUUGAGAAUGAAAUUCCUAGUAAGAAUGAAAUAUUGUCAGAAUUCAUCGAUAAAUCAUUUUUUGUGUAUUUGAUCGCGUCAACGUUUGUGAUGUUCCUCAUGGCUGCUGAUAAUGAUGAUCUGCCUAUCGACACAAACGAUGGUUUCCAUCCUGAAACAAUUACUAGAGAAAUCGCCAUUGAAUGCCAUUUAAAGCUUGGUGGAAAACCAGCUACACAAGCUUUAAGUAAUAUCCUGACAGAUAUGAUCGAUAGAGGGUUCAUUUGUCAAUAAUCCGGUUCGUCUAGUCCAUUUGUACAUAAAUAAUUAAUUUUUCGGUAAAUUUCUGUUUCAAAAAUUUUUUCUUCUUAACUAUUUUGCAUUAGGUAUAAUUAAGCCAAAACAUCGAAAGAUAUGAUAAUUUCUGAAAUUGGGGAAAUAUUUUGGAAUGAAGGCAUGUAGAUUUUUUGGUUCUUAUUGCUAAUUUCAAAAAAUUGAAAAAAAUAACCCCCCAACUUACCAAUUUUUUCAGUUUUUUAAAGUUUGCAAAAUCACCAAAAAAUUAGUAUCACUAAUUCCUUCCAUUAUGAGAUAUUGACCUGUCAAGAUAAGUAGAAUAAAAUUUCUUCAGAAGGUGUGAAAAUUAAUGUUCCCUGCUAAAAAUCGAGUUGUGGCUCAUUCUCGACCUGUCUAGAAGCAUUCAUUCACAUUUUUCUUCAUUUCUAGGUGGACACUUUUAGUAUGUUUUUUUAUUCUGCGUUUCAAGACGAAUUUUCAUCAUUUAUUUUUUACUUAUUAAAUAUGUACAUACCUACAAAUACACAAUAAUUUUUUUUUAUGCAUUGGUGCCUACUUGUAUCUCUACAUACCUACCUAGAUCAAGUAAACAACGCUGUAGUCUGAUAAGAAAUAAUUUGGUCUCUUAUGAAAGAUGAUUGCAAAAUGUGUAAUCCACUAUUGCUUGUGAUAUUCAUAUCUUAAUCAUUGAGUAAAUUUAUACACAGUCA
Molecule: messenger RNA, 2056 nt
Organism: Planococcus citri (citrus mealybug)
Lineage: Eukaryota; Metazoa; Arthropoda; Insecta; Hemiptera; Pseudococcidae
Exons: 1
Coding region: 336-1343 (335 amino acids)
Source: RefSeq, a predicted model, not a curated record